Molecule: messenger RNA, 1631 nt
Organism: Aricia agestis (brown argus)
Lineage: Eukaryota; Metazoa; Arthropoda; Insecta; Lepidoptera; Lycaenidae
Product: queuine tRNA-ribosyltransferase accessory subunit 2
Exons: 7
Coding region: 212-1465 (417 amino acids)
Molecular function (GO): tRNA-guanosine(34) queuine transglycosylase activity
Source: RefSeq, a predicted model, not a curated record
UUGAAUUGAAUAAUUUAAGGUUGCAGUGAUAAAACAUAAUAUUUCCGAUAAUUUAAAUGCUGGACAUAUUGUUGUUCUAACAGAACAUUGAAACAUCAUUUAAAGUCCUUAAAUAUUUUUACCUGUGAUAAGUUCGCUGUGAUACGAUUUCCACCUGUUUUAGUUUAUUUAUUUUUUAACUAUAAGUAUCUUGCCCUUGAAGUAGGUAAGCAUGCGGUUUAUAAUAAAGCAUACCGGUCGAGGUGGGGAAAGAGUGGGCACACUUUCCGGCUUCCUAAAGUCUCCAAAUGCCGUCAUCGAAACACCCACGGCCGCUCUUGAAACUAAAGGUGGCAGUGUAAUACACAUAACCGCAGAAGUAUUAGCCAAAAUAUUUACCGCUCCACAAUUGCUAUGGCUGCCACUAUCAAACUCAAUUCAGUUAGAAACUGGCUGCAAACUACAAAAUGAAGGUGUGGCGAAGUUUGCUGGUCUUCCAGAGCAUGUCACAUUGGCUUCCCUCCAAAAUGUAAGCGAGGAAACUUCAGAGGGUCAUUUUGAGGGUGAUAAGGUACCACUAUGGACAAGACAAGGAAAAGUUAUGAUAUCUGCUUCCAGAUAUAUGGAUGUGAUGGAAGUAUUCAAACCUGAUAUAAUUUUGGCCAUUGCAGAUGGUCAUACGUCUUUGGAGGAACCAAAUAAGAGGAUUGCAAAGUCCGUUGCUAGAACCAGUAAUAUGUUUGAGGUUUGCGUUGAUCGAUAUAAGGCCUCAACUCAACUGAAAGAUAGCAGUCUAAUAGGUGUAGUAGUGGGUGCAGCUAAUUUGAAGAAGUGCGAGGAGAGUCUACAGAGUGUGUUGAAGCAUGCGGACGUAAUACAGGGUGUCGCUCUUGAGGGUGUGACGGACGGGAAGGGGAAAACUAUGGACAUAGAUUAUGAUGACUUGAAGGAGAUAUUCGAAAAGAUUGGUAACGCAAUACCUAAACAUCUACUGCGCAUAUUCGAAGGCGCGUGGAACCCUGCUCUAGUGGUGUCCGCUAUAGAACAAGGCUGGGAUGUUUUCGACGGUUCAUAUCCUGUCAGCCUGACGUGUGCGGGCUAUGCACUGUGUCUAACAUACGAUAUGAAUAAGGAGAAAACGCCGUCGUAUCUCCUGGAUUUGAGUGAUGAAAGCUACGCAGAAGACUUUACACCUAUAGCUAAAGGUUGCGAAUGUUUGUGCUGUCAGAAGCACACGCGCGCCUACAUACGACAUCUCAUCAACACACGGGAGAUGCUGGCCUCGGUACUGUUGAGCAUACACAACCUCUACCAUUUUGACCAACUGUUCCAUCAUGCGCGUCGUCAUAUUGAAAAUGGUACAUUCCAAGACUUCAAGAAUUACAUCAUAGAGCAAUGCAAAAACUGCACAGCGUCUCUAUACAAGUUCAAGCCUACACACGAUAAUAAAGAGAAUAUAAGAGAUCCGAAGAAGUUACGUACUUAAUAAAAUAUUAUGCAUAUAAUAAUUAAGGUUACUUACCGCAACGCAAUGAUGCUUGAAGAUGAGAAUGAUGGGCAUCAUUUUUAGGGUUCCAUACCCAAAGGCUUUAAACGGCACCCUAUUACUUAGACUUCGUUGUCUGUCCGUCUGUCUGUCUGUCCGUCUGUCU